GUGUUGCGUUGAUACAUGAAUUCAUGUAACUAAGAAGAAAAAGAAGAGAGUGAGUUUGAGUUGAUUGAAGCAAUAGCAAUUGCAAUUAGCGAUGAGUCUUCUUCACUUGCUUCGAUCACAGAGUCGCCAUCGCUCAAUAUUAUCAACUAAAUCUUCUUCAGUGUACCAGUGUUUCAGGUCCUCCACAUGUGGCCAGCCAAGUAGUGCUAAUCCGACAUUCAAAACACCGAUCAAUACUAAUCCAACAUUUAAGACUUCUUCCCAACUUGCUGCCGCCCAAAUAAGAUGGGCAUCGAAAGCCCCAACAAAAGAGGACGACAGGAUUAGCAUUGGACCUAGCAAUGGAGGACAAAAUGAGGAAGGAGAUAAGGAUUCUGGAAUUUACUACCACGGUCCAAUCUCAAGUACCAUAAAAAAAGUAAAACUUCUGUCUCUCUCGACUUGUUGCCUCUCGGUAUCUCUCGGUCCGGUCAUAACCUUCAUGACAUCCCCUGACAUGAAUGUCAUCCUAAAGGGUGCAGUGGCAUCAUCAGUGAUAUUCUUUAGUGCUUCUACAACCGCCAUCCUUCACUGGUUCGUCAGCCCGUACGUUCACAAACUCCGAUGGGAACCUGGUUCGGACAGCUUCCAGGUGGAGAUGCUAUCAUGGCUAGCAACACACAUCCCGAAAACUAUUAAGUUUUCCGAUAUUCGUCCGCCGGAAACCAAUAGGCCUUUUGUGACUUUUAAGGCUAAUGGAAGUUUCUAUUUUGUGGACACAGAACACUGUCACAAUAAAGCACUUCUUGCUAGACUCACCCCACAAAAGGUAACUCAUGACUCUGCUUUCAAGAACUUGUGAUUUGAAAAAUGCUGCUGACAUGAGUAGAGUAAGCUAUAGCCAUGUGUAAAUGUGGUUGGACUUGGACUUUUACUCUUUGUUGAGAUUUUAUACCUUUUGUUCUGAUGAUAGCAUGAACUGUUUAGGUUUUAACAAUAAAAGUAUUCGGUGUGUUUUUUGUAACUUCAAUUAUUGGGAUUUUCAAGUCCUUCAAAAUUAUUAAUGAUUGAUGUGUACUCGUUGGUCGUUGAGUGCUUC
Molecule: messenger RNA, 1078 nt
Organism: Cicer arietinum (chickpea)
Lineage: Eukaryota; Viridiplantae; Streptophyta; Magnoliopsida; Fabales; Fabaceae
Biological process (GO): mitochondrial proton-transporting ATP synthase complex assembly
Cellular component (GO): mitochondrial membrane
Source: RefSeq, a predicted model, not a curated record